UGCGAUCUCAGAACCAUAACGUGUGGUUGUGGAUACCAGACCGAGCCUUUCAGGAAUCUGGGAUCCUUGCGAUUUUUCCAAAGCUCUUUGGACUCUCACACUCGGUAGCAGAACUUUGACAUCUCUGGAACACUGAGAACGGUUAUGGGCAGUUGAAAGGCUGCAACGAGGCCUAUAAGAUGCCAGAGCGGCCCAAGACUAAGUAUUGCUAAGAGGAACACUCAGGUAGGGUCCUCCGGUCAAAGUGGAUGCCUCUGGGAGCCCACUGACGUGCCCCCCUCCAACUGGCCACCUUAUAACUCUGUAUCACGUGCAAGAGAGGCCACCGUCCCCAGCCGCCUGAGAACACAGAAAAAGGACCUGCGGCCUUCACACGAGGCUACAAGGGUGCAGCCUGCCAGGGAAAUUCCUCCCCCAGCCCCCACCACGCCGUUUUUAAGGACCUAGGUGUGGGUGGAGCCUCUAAAGACUACCUGAUUCGGUGGGGAGUGCUCGGGGCUUCUCUCAUUGGUGGAAUCCCUUUAGCACCAAUUCCUCUGUGCUCAGCCAACUCCUCUCUAAAGGAAAAUGGCGUCUUUAGAGGAUGCUUACCGCUUUAGGAUCAAUCCCAAGCCUGGUUCCCGUAACCCCACACACUCUGAAUUACCCGACCCAGCUGAGGGUCAGGAUGAUAAGGCUGGGGAACCACAUAUGGCCAACAGAAACAGGGCUACACUGCAUGACCAGAGCUCCUCGACCAUCUACGUGAAGGGUAUCCAGGGCAUCCUGGGGAAACUGAUGCCAAAAGGGGAGGUGGCCACUAGUGUAAAACCCAUCGUGAGAGAGCAUCCCAUCCCUGGACCAAGACCUGCCAGGUUUGUCACCUUCUCUGCGCAGCACCUAAAUCAACCCUCAGCCCCAGAGCCUAGAGUGGAGAAGGAAAAGAUGGCAAUAGAGAUCAACACUUUUGGUGAAAGGAGAGUGGUUAUUGGGCCUCAUGAGAAAGCCUUUAUGAAGCCACUGGAUGAUGAAAGUGUCAUCAUUUUUGAAAAAGACUCUCCGGUCCUGAAAUUUCUAGACAACUGUGACCCUCGUGUAGAAAUCCUACCAAAGUAUCAAGAAAGGGAAGCCAUGGCCGAGCACCCCUUUCCAGGAAGUCACUGGUCUACAGUGGAAGAGUUCUCUGCGCUCAGAUUCCCUCGGGACAGACCAAUGCCACCGGGUCUCUCAAGAGGUUCAAAGCCUUUACUCUUCAGUGCUGACUGUGCCAUAGACCAGCCUCCUCUGUACCGGGGUCCCCAGCAAGUCUAUAGCAGCCACUGGGCAAGUAAUCCCCAGCCUUCUCACUAUCUGUCCACGGGCAGCUGCUGCAGCAGCGCAUCCCAGGCCACAAGGAACAGCUGGAGCUUCUUCAGUGAUUCUUCCUCCAACCCAGAAGUGCGCUUCCAAAACUGGUCCAGAGACUGGAAGGCAUCAGAGGAAGAUCAAUCCCAGAAUUACCAUCCAUUUCAUUUCUCCAGAAAUCUAGAAAUGGAGGAGGAGAGAGCAGUCCAGGAGGAGAUACCAUCAUAUCCUUUUGGAGAGCAUGCACCUAGUUUCCUGCCAAGGGACCACUGGGAGCGCCAAGAGCAGGGUUUCAUUGAUACCCAUUGUCACUUGGACAUUCUCUACUCCAAGCUGUCCUUCAAAGGGACCUUUAGCAAGUUCACAGAAAUGUAUAACUGUUCCUUCCCUAAGGAAUUUCAGGGCUGCAUCUCUGAUUUCUGCAAUCCUCAUACACUAAGGGAUGGCCUAUGGGAGGAGCUGCUGAAAGAUGAUCUGGUUUGGGGGGCAUUUGGCUGUCACCCCCAUUUUGCACGCUACUACAAUGACAGUCAAGAAAGCAAGCUCUUGCAAGCCCUGCGGCACCCCAAGGCCAUAGCGUUUGGAGAAAUGGGCCUGGAUUACUCCUACAAGUGCACCACACCUGUGCCACAGCAGCACAAGGUAUUCGAGAGACAGCUGCAGCUGGCCGUGUCUCUAAAGAAGCCCCUGGUGAUCCACUGCCGAGAAGCUGACGAAGAUCUGUUGGAUAUCAUGAAAAGAAGGGUGCCCCCUGACUACAAGAUCCACAGGCAUUGCUUCAUGGGCACUUACCCAGUCAUCAGGCCCCUCCUGGAGUACUUCCCCAACAUGUCCGUGGGGUUCACAGCAGUCCUGACGUAUCCUUCCGCCUGGGAGACCCGCAAAACUCUGAGAAUGAUCCCCUUGGAGAGAAUCGUCGUGGAAACGGAUGCUCCCUACUUCCUGCCUCGUGGAGUUCCGAAAAGCCUUUGCCAGUUUGCCCACCCAGGCCUGGCCCUGCAUACAGUUCGAGAGAUCGCCAGGAUCAAAGGUCAGCCGCUCUCUCACACCUUGGCCAUCCUGCGUGAGAACACUAGCCACCUCUACAAUCUUUAAGCAAAGGGCAUCAUCCGGAGUCUUCCAGAAAAGGGAGACCAGCGGCCUGACAGCACAGACUUGGUUUGAACUCUCCCUGUGUCCCAAGGUCAAGGCAGUGUUUAGCCAGUCCACCAGAACACAAAGAGACCACCACAAGAUGUCUUCCCCAAAACCUCUUCCUAAGACUUCUGCUUCUGGCUGGUAGGGUUCGGUGCAAAAGAAUGGGAGGAGGAUAGAGGAAACUGCCCCCAACAUUAUCAGGGUUUUUCCUCCCAGCCAAAUUGUGCCGGGGUAAUCAGUAAAGAAGAGUUCCAUAGGGUCAAUGAGCUGGCUAUUCCACACCCCUGUUCUCUGCAGCCUGAGUUUUUGAGCAGUUGGUGCAUAAAGUCACCCUCCUACUUAUCUUUAAAAAAACAAAUGAAGAGGAAUGUUGAAUUUUCAAAGUGAGUUAGGUAAUUUGUUCUGUUGAUUCCCAAAACGUAUUUGAUAUUAUAGGAAUUCUAUAAUCCAUACGGUUUGUUGUUAAAUUCAUAAUUCAGUGACUGUGCAACUUGUGAUUUCUAAUUGCUAAAGAUAAAGCAACACUAGCAUUUCAUCUCAAAGGAAAUCGAUUUAGGUAAAAGUUGGUCUGUUAAUAUUCAGAACGGGCUGGAGGGUGAGGACAUUUCUAUAGAGGAGCUUAAAGUGAUGGGAGCCAGAUCAAUUGGAUCUUGAGAACAGUGCUGAGAUGAGUUUCAAAUCUGAACUGAACUCCCCAAGCUUAUAUAAUUCCAAGCCUCUCACAUAACCAGUAUAUUAACAGCAGCUGUUAUUCAGAUUGCUCUGACUCUUAACAAGGCCCAACUGUAUACCACUUAGAAAUACUGCUCCCCUAAAGGGCAGAAACAGAGAAAAGCUUCAGGUGCCUACCUGGCAAACAGCCACCCUCCCUGCAAGAUUAAAAGGAACUCACAUUUUAAAGAAAAUAUUUGAGUUCCGAAAUUUAACUUUGCCAGCCAAAGCCCACACAUAAAUCCAGGAGUUUCAUUAUUGGAUAAUAAGUGCCAUUUUUUAAAAUGGAAAAAUCUCCUUUAUUCUUGAAAACUAAAUUGAUGAAAAUAGGCCCGGCAUAGUCCAGACUUCUCGUUUCCUAGGUGCCUGUUUAUCUAGAUCCAGAAAAAGCAGCUGGCUCCUCACCAUGUGGUUCUCAGCUCAAAAGUCUUGUCCACAAGGAAGCCUCCUUGACUACCACGUGCACAGUGCUCAUUUCACCUGAGAAGAAAAACUCCUUAGAGCUUACUGUUUUGAUUUAGUCAUAGUGCUCAGCACUGACUACAAUUGUGUUUUUACUAUGUGCCCGUUGGUUAUUUUCCCCACUAGGUUUAUAAGCUUGUCAGUUCUGUUCAUCCCCUAUGAACAUACACCCUGUACAUACACCCAGUGUUAGAAUGGUGCCUGAGACAGCGCAGGCACUUUGCAAAGAUUUCUUGAGUUACAUAUCAUACGAGUGAACAACGUACUUCACUGACACUUGGGAGUUAGUGACAAUAUUUGGGCAAGGGGACAGAUUUUAGGGAGAGAAGAGAGAAACCAUCAGAUUUCUAGUGCCCCUUAACUUGAAAAGCAAGGAUUAAAAGGCAGCUAUAUUCUGCUGUUUAGAUGUUCUCCAUAGUAAGAGAAAUAAGGUCAAGUCCUCCCAGGAACUUGACAGUUUAGAUUUCUUGUAAAUAAUACUGAGUAAGUCAUAGUUUUUUUUCCCCUCUGCUAGGGAUCCAUUUUGGAGAAGGAAGCCUUAAGAAAGCUUUAAGUGUUUCACUUUGCUUUAUUGGGACCAAAAGUGCAAUGCACUUGAUGCACUAUUGCAAUUGAUGCAACUGACACACUGGUGCAAUAGGAAAGAUGCAAGUUGAUUAAAUUUUCAGGACAGAAAACCUUCAAAAGUGAAGCCAAUGUUUUAAGAAGGUUUUUCUGUUUCCCAUUUAAUGUACACUGUACAAAAAUGUUCAGAGUGUGUCCCUCAACCCCCAGGAGCCCUGACCUUUUUAUAAAGGACUGCAGAAAAAGAAGGUUCUGAGGACACGUUUUGGGAAAAACUGAGUUCUACAAUGUUCCACAGAUUGUUUUUUAAUUUGGGGGAUCUCACAUGCCCUUUGAUAUGCUAAUGUGAGCCACAGAUCCCCAAAAGGGUGUUUCUCAAAGUUACUUCAUUUGAUUAAUUUGAGGUACAAUUCAACAACUGGAGAAACUCGAGCUUGGGAAACAUGACCUCAAGUCACACUUCCACUGUUGUCCCCUAGUCACAUUGUGUACCACCUCUACUCCUCACAUUCCCACACCCUCCUUCAUUUACCUCUCCCACUACAUAAGAUCCAAGGAGAACAAAAUGUCCUUUAUCUGGUCCUAACAAAGCAACGUUACCAAGUGGGCAUUUAAAAACGGGUGUAAACAAACAAUUGCAUCUGUAAGUACACAUUACACAAGGUAAAGAGAGUAUGUAUAUAUAUAUAGUAAUUAAUUUUGCUCUCCAAAAAAGAAAUAAUCUCCUUUGUAUACAGAGAAAAUAGUUUUCAUACUGUUCCUCUUGCUACAUUUUUAUGGCAAAUGCAUGGACUAUACUCUGCAGUGUUUCUUGACACAAAAGAGAGCUCCUUGCCAUAAUUCAGCUUUAUUUCAUCAGGAAUGAGAGUGAGCAAUGUAGUAUAUACAGAGUGGCCUAAAUCAAAAAUUGUCAUCUUCCUCUACUAGUUUCAUAAAUGUAGUAAAGAACACUUCAUCUCUUCAAGUUACUCAUAAAAACAAAACGAACAAAUAAAACCUUGCAAUGGAGAUGUGCAAAAUUUGGAGCACUCUGUAUAUAGCUUUCUAGUGAUAGAUAUUCCACUGAACCUCAAAGAAUGAUUAGAAUUCAUCUGUUUGCAUGGCACUUCAAAAUUGGUGCAUCUACUCUCACAUUCUAGAGGCUUCAGAGAGCCAUGAAGGCAACCGGUGAUCUAGAAAUUCAAUUUGCCAGUUAGUGGUCCCUGGGCCAUUGGUCAUCCCAGAGUCACAAGGCCUCUCGGGCCCAUUAACAAACUCCCUGAACCUUGGCACUCCACUCCUCUUACUGCAUGCCAAUAUUUUGCUUCUCUUAAAUUUUAGAAGGGCAGCUCUUUCUACCUUGAAAGCUCGAAAACAACAAACUGCCUACUCUGUCUUGAGAGAGAGAGGAAGAUGUGGUUGUUUCAGGUAGUCUUUAUUCAUAUAUAACUUCAAAAUUAGUACCUUAUUCUGGACUUUGAGCACAAAGUGGGAUAAAAAAAAUAGUCCAUAAUACCUAGAGACAUCACUUUAACAACUGGAGUGGCUCCUUGGCAGUCUUCUUGAUAUAUUCCCAUAGUUUUUGGCCAAGUCCAGUACUGUAGUCCCUGAGUUUGUUUUGCUAGUUAAUAUUUACUAGGAUAGUCACUUCACAAUUAGCAUAAGAUAGAAAUUUUACUUUCUCUGAAUUUGCAAUUUAACAUUUUAUGUAUCUUGGUUUGCUGUCCUGAGCAAACAAGAUAGAAGUUUACCAAUUCUGUUACCUGUUUUAAAGAUGUAACUAAAAAAAAAAAAGAUGUAACUCUUAAACUUUUUAUUCAAAUUUCUUGUUUACUAAUUUAUAAAAUACUGCUUUUUUUUUUCUUCCCCUUCAUUCCUUGGGGAUGGUCUGGUCUGUUUUGUUGUACUUUUCCUAAUGCCUUAAGGUAAAUGCUUAGUUUAUUUUUUAUUUUCAAGGAGAAACAACAAGGUAUCUGAUACCACAAAUUUAUUUUUAUAAAAACAGAUUGUUAACUCUAUUCUAGCUGAAGAAUUUUAUUUUCAUGAAUUUUACUUUUCUGCUGUAGAAAUACCUAUUACAAAUAUAUAAACAGAAACAGAAAGAAGUGCAGGAUUUUUCUACUACCUACAUAGAGGCUACUGUUUUGUUAAUGUAUUUCCCUUAAGGUAACUGUGAUUAUAUAGCUAUAUCAAAUUAUAUAUAUACUUUUGAAAAAGUCAUGUUUUCCCGAAUAUGUCAAAUUAUACAUAUUUGUAAAAAAUCCAUAUGGUUUCAUGCCCAUACUUACUGAAGAUCUAUGUACCAUAAAAUCCCACCACCAAUCAAUAUACAGUGUUUAUUUAUAUUCUAGUGUAUUUUUAUUUGUGAUUUUUUUUAUAUAUAUAUAACAUAGCUAGAAACACAAAGUACGUACUUUUUUAAAGCAAAGCGAAAGAAAAAACAUGUCCAGGUCCUAGGGAAAGAUGAUAUAUAAAGAUAAGCUUUUUUUCUUGAUUAAGGGAGAAAAUUUUCACUGUAUUCCCUAUUUUUCAAGAAUUUUCAGUUGAAGUAUUAAUGCCAAAAAUUAGUAUCUACUGAAACUUACCUAAGUAAAGUAAUAUGUUUUUCCUUUUGAUCUCCCUAUAAUGUAUUUGGAGCUCAUUUCAUUAUUGUUAUUAUU
Molecule: messenger RNA, 6836 nt
Organism: Canis lupus familiaris (dog)
Lineage: Eukaryota; Metazoa; Chordata; Mammalia; Carnivora; Canidae
Product: putative deoxyribonuclease TATDN2
Exons: 1
Coding region: 568-2418 (616 amino acids)
Molecular function (GO): hydrolase activity, acting on ester bonds
Source: RefSeq, a predicted model, not a curated record